AUGGCUUCUAACUCGACCGUAGAUCCUCCGGUCAUUGCCAUUCUCGGUGCUACUGGUACACAAGGUCAGGGUGUGGUGGCGGCUUUACUCAGGUGUACAGAAACACCUUUUUCCGUUCUAGCCUUGACACGUGACAUUGCAUCGGAAGCUACGCAGCGUCUUCAAGCUCGAUAUCAAGGAGACAAUAGGCUUAAAUUCGGCUUUGCAAAUGCCUACGACUUUGAGUCGUUGUUGACGGCAUUCAAGGAUGCCUACGGAGUUUUUGCUGUCACCAAUACCCGGUUAUCGGGAGAGACCAUCGAGAGCGAGGAGGAUAUGCGGCAUGAAGUGACGGCCGGUCAAAACAUAUAUCGAGCUGCAAAGGCAUGCGGAAUCAAGCAUUUCGUCAUGAGCAGCCUUCCGAGUAUCAGCAUUGCCAGUAGUGGUAAAUUCCAGAAAGUCUUCCAUUUUGAUCAGAAACACGAAAUUGAAGAAAUGGCGCGCGAGGAGCUUCCUGCCACCUUUGUGUAUCCUGCUCCUCUCUCGGCUGACAAGAAGGUUGACUGGGUAGACCCCUGCUAUGAUAUUGGAGUCUUUGUCGCCAAAAUUUUCCAUCUCGGUCCCCAAAAAACGGCUUCAAAAACCUACCCAGUUGUCGGGACUAAAACUUCCAUCCGGCAAAUGGCAGACAUAUUGGAGAUCAAUAUCUCCAAGCGAGUCAUUGUGACCCCAUCGACAGUUGAGCAGUGGGGAGCCUGCAUCUCAGCCAAGGCAGGUCCAGGUUAUCGGCAAGAUAUUGAGCAAAUGAUGGAAUGGAUCAAUGUUGCCCCGGACGAUAAGGUGUGUUUUGGUACGGUCAGUACGGAAAACGAUCACUCCCUCUCAGAACUUGGCGUGCGAGCGAGUUCUUUCCAAGAGUGGAUUGAACGGUAUAAUUGGCAAGGGCCUUGA
This is a messenger RNA of Penicillium atrosanguineum, 930 nucleotides long. RefSeq lists its product as uncharacterized. Lineage: Eukaryota; Fungi; Ascomycota; Eurotiomycetes; Eurotiales; Aspergillaceae. The record is from RefSeq and is a predicted model, not a curated record. The coding region runs from base 1 to 930 and encodes 309 amino acids. The transcript is spliced from 4 exons.